This is a messenger RNA of Ipomoea triloba (trilobed morning glory), 1035 nucleotides long. Its product is annotated as COP1-interactive protein 1-like. The transcript has a single exon. The record is from RefSeq and is a predicted model, not a curated record. Bases 1 to 1035 code for a protein of 344 amino acids. NCBI's taxonomy places the organism in Eukaryota, Viridiplantae, Streptophyta, Magnoliopsida, Solanales, Convolvulaceae.
AUGAGUUCCGAGCUUGAGAAUGGCAGUGUGGAAAACCUCAGGAUGCAGAUUAAGGAUGCGGGCGGCCAUAGGUCGGAAUCCGCAAGAAUAGGAGACCGGCUGUCGCGCAUGGUGAACGAGAUGAUGGCCGCCCAAGGGGAAAUCCUCGGCCUGGAAGCACAGCUGGCCGGGGCAGAAGCGGUUAAAACCGCUCUGACCGAAGAGAAGCUGAAAUCUGAAGAGCUGGAAAGGAUAGUGGCUGAGCUGAAGGAAACUAAUCAACAGUUGAGAGCGGCCGCUAUAGAGGCGGCCGCGAACAGGGAGGCGGAGAUGCAGAAUCUGGAGAAAGAACUGGCGGAGAAGGACGCACUGGUGGAGAGACUAAAGCUGGAACUCGGACAGACAAAGGAGCUCAACCUCUCCUCCGAGAAAAUCGCGAGCGAAACCAUCGCGGAUCUGAACCGCAAAACGGGGAAGAUGAAAGCAGAACUAGACGAAAUGAGAAGCCAGGCCGACAGGAUCCUGGAAUCCGAGGUCGAGAACGCGUUGCUGAAAGUGGAGCUCCACAAAUGGCGAUCAAAAGCCGCGGCAGCAGAAGCCGCAGAAGAACGAUGCAAGCGCGAGAUCUUCGCCCUCAAUCGCGCACUUCAGCUAACCGCCGCCGCGUCACAGCAAGCGAGCAGCAGCAUGAACAACGUCACGGUUUCCAGAAAGGAAUACGAGGCGUUAUCGAACAAGGCAGAUGAACAAGUCACGAUGAUGGAGGAGAAAUUAGGGAAAUUGGAGAGAGAAUUGAUGACAGCUACGCAUAAAAUCAGGGAGAUGAGAACAAGAGCGGAGCAAGCUAUAAGCAGGGCUGAAGCGGCGGAGAAAGCUAAAGCAGAGCUUGAGGUUAAGAUAAAGCGAAGAAAGGAAAAGGAGAAAGAGAAAAAGGAAUUCUUUAAAAAUUUGCGGGACCAAAUCAAUUCCUCCAGAGAAGCAGCAGCAACUCCAGAUAUUGCAGCGAACACUCCAGCUAUUCAAACCCUGAGUAAUGUUCUUGAAAUCCCAUUAUAG